This is a messenger RNA of Cornus florida, 1643 nucleotides long. RefSeq names its product putative high mobility group B protein 11. Gene Ontology annotation, molecular function: DNA binding. The record is from RefSeq and is a predicted model, not a curated record. Lineage: Eukaryota; Viridiplantae; Streptophyta; Magnoliopsida; Cornales; Cornaceae. The coding region runs from base 17 to 1294 and encodes 425 amino acids. The transcript has 6 exons.
CAGAGAUUCCCACGAAAUGCAGGCAGAUAACGAGAAGGUUCCUGCAGAGAAACAAAUCAACGGCUGUAAUGGCAUCGAUAGCUCGAAUCCCGACGCCGACGUGUCGCCGCUUGUUGCCGGUGAAAACUCGCCGUCGCAGGCGGCCACUACCAUGACUUCUAUGGAGAAGUCGCCGUCGGACACAGGCUGUAAUGGCAGCGAUAGCUCCAAUCCCGACGACGACGUGUCGCCGGUUGUUGCCGGUGAAAACUCGCCGUCGCAUGCGGCCACUACCAAGACUUCUUCGGAGAAAUCGCCGUCGGACACUUUCUACGAGAGACUUGCCAAUUUCUUCGAAUCCUCUGGACUGAGUCUACUUUUCAAUUUCCGAGAAACGAGCUUGGACUUGUAUUUGUUUUACAAAGAAGUGACUGAAAGAGGUGGAUUUUAUCAGGUUACCAAGGAUGUCAAAUGGGAUGAAGUAGCAUCUACCUUGAAAUUGAAAAGCAGCGUUCCCAUGUUACCUACUCAACUUCAAAAGCUUUAUUCCUAUCUCCUCUACCAGUUUGAGCAAACAUACUUCUAUCGGACACCUGUAAAACCGAUCAAAGCACCAGGCGAUUCUUCUGGUAUUGGAGUUAACUCAACAGCCAAGCGGAAGUAUGGGGACAGUUCUGAUUCUUCUGAUUCCACAAGAAUUGAUUUUGGUGGCGGGGAUGGCCCAAUGGAGAAAAGGAAGUGCAUUUACUAUCCUUGCCAAUUGUCAACAGAGCCUGGAAUAGCAGAACAGAAAUUGUCCCCUAAGACUCCAUCAAGAAAUUACUCAAAGAAGGAAGCAGAUGCCCCACCGAGACCAAAAACCUCAUACCAGAUAUUCCUCAGGAAAGAAUGUGUUCGAUUAAAAGAGAUACACGGGGAGACCUCUGGAAGCCAUAAUAUCCGAGACAUGGCAAUUGAUGCAUGGAGGUGUCUCUCUGAGACUGACCGACAGCCUUACGUCGAGGAAUAUAAGAAGGACAAGGAAAGAUUCGACCGGGAAAUGACUGCUUACAAGGAGCGAAAAAAUUUGCAAAACAUGACAGCACAGAAGAUGCCUAGCAGUUCAAGACCGAAUGAAAACAGCCGCACCAUUUCAUUCCAAAUUGAAGGUGACUACCAUGUGACUUUGCAACAAUCUGAUGCUGAAAACUUCUUUGUGGCAGAUGAAUCAACGAUUGACACAACAGUUAGAAUGAUGAAGAAUGCACAAGCAGAUGACCCCAUACUUCAGAUCAACUUCGAUGACUACUGUGGAUCACUUGACUUACCAAAUUGAAAGGAUCAUAAAGGGCUUUAGAGCUUCAGUUUCCCAGUUUUGUUUUUACGGGUUUAGGCUGUGGCACGAAUAAUGCUCAUGAUACAUACUUGGUAUCCUUCCUAGGAGGUAUGGUGGAUAUGUUGAUCUUUUGUGUAUCUUUUGUUUCGCCUUUGAAGCUUGUAGUUUGUAUAUAUACCUGUUAACCUGUGGAAAUCUUGUGCAUAUGGUAAUCUUUCUGCUAUCUUUUGGUUCUUUUUUGAAGGUUGUAGUUUGUAUGUAUACCUGUUAACCUGUGGAAAUCUUGCCCCUAUGGAGAUCCUUUUCUCUAGGAAAAUGCUAUGUGUGUGUGUGUGUGUGUGUGUGUAUA